AUGGAUGCGUCGGAGGCUUUACAAAAACAUGCGCAGCGACCAGACGAGUACCCGCUUACAGAAGUCACCGUGAACGGUGUCGACUACCUAGCCUUCGGCGACCACGCCUUCAAAAAAGACGCACUGACAAGUCUGGAAGUGUAUCCACACAACGGACAAGAGUUCUAUUCGCUCGAAUCGCUCGUCAUCUUUCUCAAGUACUCAAAUGAGGGUCACGGAUUCUAUGUGAAAGAGGCGGCGGCGGCCAAUGUCAGAGCAGUAACCAGAAUCGAUCGAAAGAACGUCACAAACUUCCUGAAAGGCGAUGGAUCUGAAUUCUCCGGGAAUCUAUCAAUGGAGAGUGGAAUUUCGCUGAAACAACUGACACAAGAAUUCGAGCCGCCAGAAGCCAAAAAGCCACGUCUAGAUGUCGAUGAGGCGACGACGACGGCGCCAGCUGCUGAUCAGAAUGCGCAACCGGAGAAAAAGAAGGAGGAAGUGGAGAUUCGAGCGCUGAAUAACGAUUUGACGAAGGACCGAAUCGCUGAAAUGAGAAGGAAGCGACAGAAGAAUUUGGAGAAGGGAAUUGUUAAUAUUGACGAAUCUCUGUCGACACUCACCUCAGCAUCUCUUCCAAAAACGCGCAUCCACCGUACCCGUGAGAAUGUGAUGUUGGGCGUUCGAGACCUUUCGAACGUUCUCGAAGUCAUUCAAUCCGCCCAACGACAAUGGGAUAUCGAUGAGAAGAAGGAGAAGGUGGCGGCGGUGCAUUCGAUUGCUGGUGGAAGAGAUCAACAGCAGCAGAGAUCCGGAUAUUCCAGAUACGCUCAGGAAGCAUUCGCUCAUGAAAAAACCAAAGAAAUCCAAACGGAAGGCUCGUUCAUCGGAAGUAAUCUCACCGCGCUCAAGCAGGGAAAUUCGGCGCCAAACCCCACAUCACCAUCCGCAUUCCGUCCACCGAUCGCACCGGUCAUCCCGAAACCAACGACGUCAUCUACCCUUGCCACGUCAUCAAGUGGAAAACGGGCGUCUCGAUCGCCGAUCAUCAUCGUUCCGUCGGCGAUGAACACGAUGGUCAAUCUAUACAACGUUCGCGAUAUCCUUCAGAAUUUCCAAUUCGUCUCCGUCGAACAGCGGCGUAAGGAGACAAACAAGAAGCCACAGGAUCUGGCGAUUCAGCGACAGAAGAAUGGAACUACUUACAACAUCCGUGUCAUCGACCAGGCUGAAAAGCUGGGAUCCGACGACUGGGACCGGGUGAUCGGUGUGUUCGUAAUGGGUGUCGGAUGGCAGUUCAAAGGAUGGAAAUGGAACGGAAAUCCGACGGACAUCUUCACCCAUGUGCCGGCGUUCCAUCUGUACUUUGACUCGAACAAACCGUGUCCACAGGUCAUGCAAUGGAACUGUCAAAAAAUCCCGAUAUCGGCGACAAAGCGGCACAUGGACAAGGCGAAAUUCCAGGCGAUAUGGGAGCAAAUCGAGCAUUUCGUCCGCAAACACAAGCCGCACCUGAAUCAGCGACUCGGACUUCAUUAA
Messenger RNA from Caenorhabditis briggsae, 1515 nucleotides. Gene Ontology annotation, biological process: transcription elongation by RNA polymerase II; positive regulation of transcription elongation by RNA polymerase II. Lineage: Eukaryota; Metazoa; Nematoda; Chromadorea; Rhabditida; Rhabditidae. Bases 1 to 1515 code for a protein of 504 amino acids. Gene Ontology annotation, cellular component: Cdc73/Paf1 complex. The record is from RefSeq and is a predicted model, not a curated record. Gene Ontology annotation, molecular function: RNA polymerase II complex binding. The transcript is spliced from 8 exons.